Molecule: messenger RNA, 4982 nt
Organism: Notolabrus celidotus (New Zealand spotty)
Lineage: Eukaryota; Metazoa; Chordata; Actinopteri; Labriformes; Labridae
Gene: mpp3a
Product: membrane protein, palmitoylated 3a (MAGUK p55 subfamily member 3)
Exons: 20
Coding region: 706-2475 (589 amino acids)
Cellular component (GO): cell-cell junction; plasma membrane
Molecular function (GO): protein binding
Source: RefSeq, a predicted model, not a curated record
GAUGCCGCACAGAGCUGAUCAAAAAUGAACUUCAAAUAUCUGUAAACUGUGACUUGUCAUGUCAGGACUUCUCUCUGGCUGUGCAAAAGGACGAAAGACAGCUUGAGUCAAUCGACAGCUGCAAAAAGUAUCCAUGGAAAAAGUACAUUUGGACAUAAAGCCAGAAGAAGACUUUGAUCUUAGAAUAACUCAGAACUACUGUAAGUAGUGUCAUAUAUCCCUUUAGGUUUCCAAUAGAUUGCACAAGACUUGCAUUGCAGUAAAACAGAUGCAUAGCUCUGUGACUUGAAUUUAAAGAUAACAUGAGAUGCUCAAACUAGGGCAAAAUAAAAACCUCAGUAUUCCUGUAGCAUUCUUCCACCACUGAUGCUGAGCCCAGAGAGAGAGAGAGAGAGAGAGAGAGAGAGAGAGAAAGCACCAGAGAUGGAGAGGGAAGUGGAGGGUGGUUAGGGGAGGGGCUGUGAGAGGCAGAGAGAGAGAGAGAAAAGGGAAGAAGAGGCGGACACUCGGCGGCAGCAGGUUUGUGAGAGCAGCAGCCCAGAGGAGGAGGAGGAAGAAAGACGAAGGAGGAGGAGGAAGAGGGAGGAAUCAGAGCGAGAGAAACCGUGUGGCUGCAGUCAGGAGGGACACAAACACAGAGCGAGAGGAAGAGGAGGAGAAACGGAGAAGAGAAGGUUUCCUCCAACCCCCUCACCUGACUGACCCAUGAAAGAAGCCAUGCCAGUCCUCACAGCAGGCGCAGGCCUGCACGAGACGCUGGCCCUGCUGACCUCUCAGCUGCGGCCCGAUGCCAAUCACAAAGAGGACAUGGUCUUCCUCAAAGACGUGUUCAGUGAGAGGAGUCUGGGGUACCUCAUGAAGAUCCACGAGAAGUUGAGACAGUAUGAAAGACAGAGUCCAACGCCCGUCCUUCACAGUGCCUCUUCUCUGGCAGACGAUGUGGCGGAGGAGCUGCAGAGCGGACCAAUGAGCACUGAAGAGAAAGAGCUCCUCCUCCUGCUGACUUCACCACAUCUGAAGGCUGUUCUCUCUGUGCAUGACACCGUGGCUCAGAAGAACUUUGACCCCGUUCUGCCGCCGCUGCCGGAUGAUCUGGAGGACGAGCUGGAGGAGGAAUCGGUCAAGAUUGUGCGGCUAGUGAAGAACAAGGAGCCUCUGGGAGCCACUAUUAGACGGGAUGAAACCACCGGGGCUGUGACCGUGGCUCGGAUCAUGAGAGGAGGUGCGGCUGACCGGAGUGGUUUGGUGCAUGUUGGAGAUGAACUCAGGGAGGUCAACGGAGUCUCUGUGAUCCACAAGAGACCGGAUGAGAUCAGCCAGCUGCUGUCCCAGUCCCAGGGCUCCAUCACUCUAAAGAUAAUCCCUGCCAUUAAAGAAGAGGACCGCCUGAAGGAGAGCAAGGUGUAUGUGCGAGCCUUGUUCGACUACAUUCCAUUGGAAGAUAAGGCGACACCUUGCCAAGAAGCAGGACUUCCGUUCAAGCGGGGAGACAUCCUUCAGGUGGUGACCCAAGAUGACGGCACAUGGUGGCAGGCAAAGAGAGUCGGAGACAGCAACCUGCGAGCCGGACUCAUCCCCUCCAAACAAUUCCAGGAGAGGCGACUGGCUUACAGGAUGAAAAUGGGCACGCUCCCGAAUCCUAAAUCGCCUAAAAAGCCUGUCUAUGACCAAGGAUGUGAUAAAGAGGACUGUGACUGUGAGGGCUAUUUCAAUGGACAGUACAUAGCUGGUUUACGAAGAAGUUUCCGGCUGAGUCGGAAGGACAGACAAGGAUCCUCCGGUGAGGGCUCUGAUCCUGGAGACCCCGACUUCCUGACGUAUGAAGAGGUGACGCGCUACCAGCAGAGACCCAAUGAGAGGCCACGUCUGGUGGUUCUGAUCGGUUCUCUUGGAGCACGAAUCAAUGAGCUCAAACAGCGCGUGAUCGCUGAAAACCCACAUCGUUUUGCAGUGGCUGUACCGCAUACCACAAGGCCCAAGAAGCCUCAUGAGAAGGAAGGUGUAGAGUACCAUUUUGUUACCAAGCAGCAGUUUGAUGCAGAUGCUUUAAACAACAAAUUCAUUGAGCACGGGGAAUACAAGGAGAACCAGUACGGCACAAGCAUAGAGGCUAUCCGGUCGGUGCAGGCCAAGAACAAGAUGUGUGUAGUAGACGUGCAGCCUGAGGCCCUGAAGAGGCUGCGGACAGCAGAAUUCAAACCCUACGUCAUCUUUGUCAAACCUCGGGUUCCUGAGAGUAGACGUCGGCGCAGUGCAGCCACCUCGCCAGGAGGGGGCGAUCAUGGCCGCAUUACAGAUGAAGAUCUGCAGGAGAUGCGACAGUCUGCCAUUCAGAUCGACCAGCAAUACGGACACCUGGUAGACCACAUCCUGAUCAAAGAGGACUCAGCCAGCGCCUGUGCAGAGCUGCGGGGGAUCCUGGAGAGGUUGGAGCGAGAGUCCUUCUGGGUGCCUGUCUGCUGGGUGCGGACCUAAACCUACAACCCCCCCCCCCCCCCCUCUUUAAGAACUUCACAGCCAACCCCGACCCGAUCCUGCACCAGUUCAGAGUUCCCCUACACCCUCCCCCCCAAAAUAAUCUGCUGGUGCAGCCUGAGAGUCUGCAGAGCUCCCUGUCUGUGACUCUGUGACUGAUGCAGGGCUGCACAGACGGCCAUUAAGAGGCACUAAAGGGAGAGAAUGAUGUCAGAGGAGGACGCCAUCGUCUGGGGUGUUGCAGCGGAACGAUCACAGCCAAAAGACAGCCAAAAAUCACAGCUGUACUGUCACUUCCCUGAGUCCUAACCACUCAGGGUUUGGUUUUAAUUUAUUUGUUGACUUCAAAGACGAGAGACUGAGUGUGUCAGGUUUUUAGAGGCGAGUCUCAGUCAGUCGGUCAGCUUUAUUGUGACUCUUGUUGGAGUACCUUCAGUAGCAUGUUUUUAAUUUGAUUUAACUUAAUGCCAAUCUCAGAAUGCUUCCUGUUCCUGCUCAUGCAUCCUGUACAGCAACCAUCAAACACUCUACAGAACAGGACUACUUCAUGUAAACAGUUAAGUGAAUGCAUUUGAAACUAUUCUCUUUUCAGUAAACAUCGAUAUAAGUCCCACACAGACAGAAACAACACAGAAUGUGAGAACUUGAUUUUCUACAGGACUGUUUGUUUUUAGAGAUGCAUGUUUAUUAACCUCAGAUGUAAAUAUUGUAAAUGUUUACUCCUUGUGUGCCAACGAAUGAUCUCGUAGCACUUCAAUGCAACCUGUUUACCGUAAAUCCCCGGGAACCCACAUCUGUUUGCGCGUAUAAAGAAAAAAAAAAACUUUGCACAGAGAGUGUGUGGAUGGAUGUCACUCUGUAUGUUUACAUACGCCAACCUGAGAGUCUCCUUUUACAGACAGGAAUGGGUUUUGUACAGUGUCCUUGCACAUAUCUGUAUUUUUGACAGCAGAAGAAGAACGAGGGUACCGAGUGUUAGCUCUGUUUGAUAAUCAGGGUUUGUCUUUGUUGAUGUCUUGUCAGACUGGAAACACACUGUGGAGGUGAGACAAGUAAUAACAGGUUUCAAACAGAGACUUAGGUUCAGACUUUUUCAUUUUAUUACUUCAUGUUUAACGAAAAGCCAAAAAUUAUUUGACAAUAGCUGCUCAUGUGGGAUGAUCUUUUAUCUGUGUUUGUCUGAUACGAUGUUAAAUUGAAAGUUUAAAAACAAAAGAAGAGAUUUACAAGAUUUUAAAUGCAAUGCUUUACUUUUUCUGACUUUUUUAUAAAUAAAUAAUUUACUGCAACCUUCAUUUUAAAGGCCCGACACUGAGAUGGUAAUAUUUGGUGUUAUCCUGGUAGUAGCAGAGGUUACACACUUCAGAUUUUACCUCCUAUAGAGAAAACAAUUUCUGAAAACACCACAUGUUAACACUGACACAUUCAUUGGUCACUGUAUCUGUCUCUCCUCUAUACUGGCUGUAAAAUGUUCUCCAUAACACAACUGAACUCCAGGUCAUUGGGGACAAAGUGCUCAUUUCUAACUUUGUGCACAACAUGCAUUAAAAAAAAGUUAAGCUCCAGCUACAGUUAGCAAAGUGUUCCAAAUGCCUCACAGUCUCUCUCUGUGACUCUCCCUCUGUUACAUCUCAGUAAUGGCCACAUUUGUGCAGACUUUACUGAGCUCUUUACAUGGUUAAUGGUAAUGAUUAUUCCACUUUUAAUGCCCAUGCAGUCAUGCAUUCUCUGGUUAUUCCAACAAGCACAAUGUAAGCCAGUUGGUUUGUUUAUAACACACAGAGUGGAGUGUGAACAGGAGGAGGCUGUGGGCUGCAGAGUGUUAUUGGAUCCCUUGUGAGACAUUUCUACAUUUGAUGAAUAUAAUUUGAAAGCUAAUAGCCAACAUGUAUACGCCUGAGAAUGCUACUUUCCCAGCAGUAUGCACAUUUACAUGACCUGUAAAUGUAGAAUAUUUCCCCCCUUUUUUUAAAGAUAAAUCUGCAUGUUAGUGUUUUAAGUGUGUCCUGUCUGAUGGAAUAAAAGGAGGGACAUUUGUUUUAAAAGGACACCUAAUUUGGUUGUUUCAGCUAAGCUUAUUUAUACAAAGAACAGAGAGAUUUUGUCCCCUAUCCAUCAAACUGAAGUCUUGUUAGAAAUUGAUAUUUUUCCAGCCAGUAAGCAGAGGAGACAUUUACAGCAACCAAGAGCUCCAAAUAUCCGUGGAUGUCAGAAAUCUGAUCAGAAAAACAACUAAAGGACAAACAGGCUUGUGUCAUGGGUAAUUAUAAAAACAGUUACCAAUAUGGCUUAAAAAACCUUUGGAUAACCUCUCAUCUCUGUUCUAGCAUGUUCUAGAGAGAGAGAGAGAGUUAAGCACAGUAAAAUAAAGUCCUCUUUUGUUUCUUCUUUGAACAUGCAAUGUGUUUUUUUGGUCUCUUCAUGUGUCGUAUGAACCAGGAAACCCUGAAUGUUGAGUUUGUAACGUGACUUGUACAAAGUGCCAUAAUAAAGCUAGCUGAAUCGAA